Molecule: messenger RNA, 555 nt
Organism: Camellia sinensis
Lineage: Eukaryota; Viridiplantae; Streptophyta; Magnoliopsida; Ericales; Theaceae
Molecular function (GO): protein binding; mRNA binding
Source: RefSeq, a predicted model, not a curated record
AUGCAAACUCAUGGCCAAAUUCCUGAUCUGUUUACACACUCUAUUCUUCUGGAUGGCCUAUGCAACAACCAACAUCUCGAUGAGGCAUUGGCAUUGUUUGAAAGGAUUGAAAAAGCUGGAUUAGUUCCUAAUAUUGUUGUCUAUAAUAACCUAAUUGACGGUAUGUGCAAAGCUGGGAAACUCAAUGAUGCAAGGAAACUCUGCUUGAGUCUUUCUGCUAAAGGGUUUAAACCUACUAUCCGCACAUACAAUAUAAUGAUCGCUGGACUUUGCAAGGGAAGGCUACUUGAUGAAGCAAGUGAGUUGCUUAGGAAAAUGGAAGGAGGAGGAUGCUCGCCAGAUUUUUACUCGUAUAAUAUAUUGGUUCAAGGAUUUCUACGAAAUAACGGAACACAGAAAGCAUUGCAACUUCUUCACGUAAUGGAUGAUAGAGCUAUCCCUGUGAACGCACGCAGUACAACCAUUAUAGUUAACAUGUUAUCUGACGAUGGAUUAGAUAAUUCAUCAAAGGAAAUGCUUCAUGCAUUUUUUGGAAUUACUUCAUUUUCCAAGUAA